Chinchilla lanigera (long-tailed chinchilla) is the source of this 15564-nucleotide messenger RNA. RefSeq names its product INO80 complex subunit D (gene Ino80d). The record is from RefSeq and is a predicted model, not a curated record. Bases 1863 to 4979 code for a protein of 1038 amino acids. The transcript is spliced from 11 exons. NCBI's taxonomy places the organism in Eukaryota, Metazoa, Chordata, Mammalia, Rodentia, Chinchillidae. Gene Ontology annotation, cellular component: nucleus.
ACACAGGCUGUGCCCGGAGGUUUCUGGGCAGUGCCUGGGCGGGUCAGGUAUUCCAGGAGGUGGGACCUGGGAGGAGGAAUAAGUGCCUGGGGACAAAAGAGUAUUCUGUGUUGCAAAUUGUGGUUUCUCCGGGCGGAGGAGUUGGGGGAGUAGGGGAAUAGGUGGUGAGAGGAGAGGUUAGCCUGGCCUGGGCCGGAGAAGUUUCUUGUUAGAAAAGGAAUUUUGAUCAGUUUUUUAGAUUCAUAAGUAAAGCCUGCGAAGGCCUUUGGCCAAACAAGUUAUUUACAAUUCUGAGCGUUCAAGUUGUCCAAAGACAAAGUAGACCCGUGGGGCAGUUACUGAGAAGAGCGUGAAGGGGGCUUGAAUCGGGGAGUGGCAAGAUGGAGAGGAGGAGGUGGAGGUGAGGAAGGUAAGCAGCUGUCGCUGGCCACGUGCGCGGCACCGGCGGCGGUGGCAGGAGGGGCAUUGGCACCAGCACUGGCAUGGGACCGGACGCCGUGGCGGGAGGGACAGUAGAGCUUGUGGUUCUUAGGGAAAGCACACAUGGACGCAUUGACGGUUGUGCACCUUUGGCUGGAAAUCUGGGUGGUAACUUCCCAGUUGGGGUGCACAUGGAGCCAGAAUGCUACAAGCUGGAGAGAGGUUUUGUGUAAGACUACAUGUACGACUUCGGCACUGCUGUUUCAUAGACAGGGAAACAGAUUUAUGAGGUUACUUGGUGCAUGUUGUCCUUCUUGACAAUGUUCAGAAUUUUUAAUAAGUUGCUGUCACAAUGUUGGGAGAUUUUAUGUCAAAUCUUGGAUUUUUUAAAAUAUCUUGUGGAAAUUUGGAAGAUCUGAAAACCCCAGGUUUAUUAUUAUUAUUUUUUAAUAAUUAUGACAACUUGCUGGAACUGGCUUGGCUCGGAGCACGAGUGGCCCCUGCAGGCACCUCAUCUUGCCUCCUGAUAAAAUAAGAUGCAAUAACUGAGCCUUGAGUGUGGGAGCCAGAGAAGGGAAGCACCAGCUGUGGAGCCAGGACGUGGAGAAGGAGCGAGAAGUGGCCAGCACCUCUCUGGAGAGGAAAAGCGUGUGGGGUGUUCAGCACCAAAGAAACAUUACUUUGGUUUCUUAGAACAGGAGAACUUUGAAGAGUUUACCUGCGACAUAGUUUUCUCCUUUCUCCUCCUGCAGCUCAGGGUUCCUGCAGUAGAGUGAGCAUGGCAGGGAAGAAUUCAGAAAGCAUCUGUUGUAAAAGAUGAUUAACUAGAGCAAGUCAGACUGGUAUCAUUCUGUUAGUAUUUCUCAUCACAAAUAGACUAAUAUUGUGGAAGAUUGUUUCAUAUGGAUCCCACGAAAGAAUUCUCCGUGAAUUCUGUAACUCCGGCCCCAAGAAGGUGGGAGGGCCUGAAUUAAUGGAGAAUUACACAGUGCCAUUCAGGAACCACUAGCAGCUGGAGGGCAUCUGAGCCCUGCAGAUUCUAGAUUAAAGUGAUAGUACUAAUAAGCUGCUACUUACUGCUCUAAUAGUAGUUAACGCUAAGUGAUUGCUAUGUACUGGCUACCAUGCUAAGCAUGGGUCAUGAAAUACCUAAUUUAAUUCUCUUACGUGACUCAGUGAGGGCUGCACAGUUAUAAUCUUCCCUUUACAGAUGAGAGCUGUACCAGAUUAGAGCCCCAUCCCAGGUUGCUACCAGAGCCAACAAGUGAUCUCUGCUACUACAUUAACACUCCUUACCUUUCGAUAAACCAGACAAUCUGCUUCAUCUCGAUUUCAGCAGCAUUCCAAACUGUGGUACCCUUGGGGUUCUCUUAACAUUGCUAUGGUGCAGAAGAUAUAAACUCAGACGUUUAGCUGAUGUUCACAAGGAAUAGAGUCACGUGAUGUAUGAAGGGAAACAUAUACACUUCUCUGAGGUUGACAAUAAGCCCUUGUGCUCGUAUAGCCCCAAACUGUGCAAGCAGCGGCGACUCAACGGCUACGCAUUCUGUAUCAGACACGUUCUGGAGGACAAGACUGCCCCCUUCAAGCAAUGUGAAUAUGUGGCCAAGUAUAACAGCCAGCGCUGCACCAACCCCAUCCCCAAAUCGGAGGAUCGCAGGUACUGCAACAGCCACUUGCAGGUACUUGGCUUUAUCCCGAAAAAAGAGAGGAAGAAAAAGAGUGAUCCUAUAGAUGAGGUCAAAGUCAGGCACCAGAUGGAUACCAUGGCCUUCAGCCUGGCUGUGCCCACGUUGGCCCUGAAGAUGCCCAACGGACUGGAUGGCAUGUCCCUCUCUCCUCCCGGGGCCAGGGUGCCUCUCCACUACCUGGACACUGACUUGGAAGAUCCAUUUGCGUUCAAUGAGGAAGAUGAUGACCUAAAGAAAGGUGCAACUGUGAGAAGGAAGUUGCAGAGCAAGUUGGCCCAGAACCGGCAGCGCCAGAGAGAGACGGAGAUUUUAAAAGUUCGACAAGAGCACUUUAGUCCCCCUCCUGCACCUUCCCAGCAGCAGCAGCAGCAGCAGCAGCAGCAGCAGCAGCCGCAACCUCCGCAGCAGCACGCCCACCUAUCACCUUUGUCCACCUCUCUAAAACCUCCCACGGCACCGCAGGGCUCCAUCUGCAAGUCACCUCAGCCUCAGCACACCAGCGUCCCAGUGCAGGGAGUGGCCCCCACCACACACGCCAUAGCACAAGCCAGGCAGGUGGCGCACAAGCGGCCUCUGCCCCUCCUGCCAGCCACUAGGGCUCCUGCCGCAGACCCGCCCCGGACUGACCGGGUCCUCAUGAAAGCCACGGCCUUCUCUCCACACUUGUCCUGUAUAAGUCGGCUGCAGAGACUGGUGAAACUGUACACCCAGAAGCACCAGCUGGACACUGAUCUGUUCCCCCACUUAGGGUUGGACUGGUCUGAAGAGAGCGGAGAGGAGCUGGAAGACACCGAGCAGGCCUCCCCAUACCAGGCUGCAUGGUCCCUCCGAGAGACGCUCAGAUACGCAAGGCACACGUCUGACGACGACGAUGUGGAAAGCAGGAGCUCCAGGGUGACCCAACUUUGCACUUACUUUCAGCAGAAAUACAAGCACCUCUGCCGCCUGGCGCGGGCGGAGUCACGGCAGAAGAGAUGUAGGCUGGCGUUGAGGAAGGCGCUGCUGCAGGCGGCCAGCCGGGAGCCGGAGAGCGCAGGGCAGCUGCUGCAGGAGCUGCGCAGGGCGGCAUGCAGCCGUGCCAGCAUAAGCCAGACCAAGUUGAAGGAGUUAGAGCCCUCAGCUUGCAGUGGAACCAUGAAGGGCGAACAGUGCACGAACAAAGCCCUUCCAUUCACCAGACAUUGUUUUCAGCACAUCCUCUUGAACCGCUCUCAGCAGCUCUUCUCCAGCUGUACCGCCAAGUUCGCAGAUGGGCAGCAGUGCUCGGUGCCAGUGUUCGACAUCACACACCAGACACCACUGUGUGAAGAACAUGCCAAGAAAAUGGAUAAUUUCUUGAGAGGAGAUAACUCCCGUAAAGUUCAGCACCAGCAGCAGAGGAAACCCAGGAAAAAAACCAAGCCUCCUGCACUUACCAAAAAACACAAGAAAAAGAGACGGCGUGGACCUCGUCGACCCCAGAAGCCUAUUCCCCCCGCAGUCCCCCAGGGGAACCUCAGCAUGCCCACCAGCGUCUCACUGCCAGUGGAGGCCCCUCCCCUCCGGAGCCCAUCCACCCCAGAGCUGAGUGCUGAUGAGUUGCCAGAAGACAUUGCCAAUGAGAUCAGUGACAUUCCACACGACUUGGAAUUGAACCAGGAGGACUUCUCCGACGUCCUGCCCAGGCUACCUGAUGACCUACAGGAUUUUGAUUUUUUUGAAGGAAAGAAUGGAGACCUCCUUCCAAUGAGUGAAGAGGCCGAGGAGCUUGAGCGGGCCUUGCAGGCCGUAACUUCUCUCGAGUGCCUGAGUACCAUUGGGGUACUUUCCCAUUCAGAUGGUGUGCCAGUCCAGGAGUUGUCAGAGAGAGGAAUAGGGGUGUUUUCCACGGGCACUGGAGCUUCAGGAAUCCAGUCCUUGAGCCGAGAUGUGAACACGGAUCUAGGGGAGCUGUUGAAUGGGCGUAUAGUACCUGAUAAUUUUUCUAGUUUAGAGCUGGAUGAGAACCUGCUCCGUUCUGCUACCUUGUCUAACCCACCUACACCCCUGGCAGGGCAGAUCCAGGGGCAGUUCUCUGCCCCAGCCAACGUUGGCCUUACUUCUGCCACUCUGAUCAGCCAGAGUGCACUCGGGGAGAGAGCCUUCCCAGGACCGUUUCACGGAGUCCACGACGGCAGCCAUGCCUCCCAGAGGCCACAUCCUGCCCAGCUGCUGAGCAAGGCAGAUGACCUGAUCACCUCACGACAGCAAUACAGCAGUGACCAUUCACACUCCUCGCCCCAUGGAAGCCAUUACGAUAGUGAGCACGUGCCGUCUCCCUACAGUGACCAUAUCACCUCGCCCCACACAACAUCAUACUCCGGUGAUAAUAUGGCAGCUACCUUUUCAGCAGAGAUGCCCAUCAUGGCACAGCACUUGCUCCCCACACAACUUGAGGUGCCACUGGGAGGAGUGGUAAACCCUAGAACUCACUGGGGCAACCUGCCCGUCAACCUCGGCGAGCCCUCUCCAUUCAGCAACCUUCUCGGCGCAGACGGACAUCUUCUCUCCACUUCCCUCUCCACACCGCCCACCACCUCGAACUCAGAGACCACACAGCCUGCCUUCGCCACCGCAACCCCCAGCAGCUCCAGCGUGCUCCCGGGGUUGCCGCAGACCAGCUUCAGUGGCAUGGGGCCUUCUGCAGAACUCAUGGCCUCCACCUCUCCCAAGCAGCAGCUCCCUCAGUUCAGCGCAGCCUUCGGCCACCAGCUGAGUGCUCACAGUGGCAUCCCCAAGGACCUGCAGCCCAGCCACAGCUCCAUAGCGCCCCCUACAGGCUUCACAGUGACAGGUGCCACCACCACGAGUACCAGUAAUGCAUCCUCUCCUUUCCCCUCCCCUAACUGAUCGCGUCGGUGUGUGUGUGUCUCCAGGCAGACGGGAACCGGGGCUUUCUUUGUUUCCUCUUUAGCACCCCUCUCCCCUUUCCUAACAGAUUUCCAAGUCGCAGACGGGGAUGAGAGGGGCACCACCCUCCCAGUCCAGCAGGUGUCUGCCAGGCCUGCCUCAGUAUUCACACGUGCUCCUCGGCACUGGUGCUCCUUCCCUCUGGCAGGCCCAGCGGCCUGGCCGUCUCCUGGUGGUUCAGCACAGUGACUGGAGAGGAUCGAUGUUGAGCAGCAAGUCCUAGCAGUGGAAGAUACCUCAGAUUACCAGUGCCCUUUACUAUUUGCUAGCAUCCAGAUUAGUGCUUUCCAUUCCUCAGCCAGGUUUCUACGUAGGUGGGUCCAGGUAGAAUGACCCGUUCACUGGGUUCCUGUGUAGGAAGUAAUGGGUGGUGCGGAGAGGCGGGUCGAGGCUCUGACUCAGCGCUGGCUGCCAGCCUCCAGGCAAGGCCAGGAUGCCACUCCUGCUCAUGAUCAGGGUUGACUGCAGCGGAAGCAGCACCUUUGACCACCUGUGAGUGUGUGCGCCCAUGCGUAUGUUUUGUGCAGUGCAGGAGGUAGCCUUCCCGUUGUUUGUUUUUUAACCUCCUAUAAGGAGAAGGCUCUUUUUUCCUUUCCCAUGUUCUCAUACUCUAGUAAUGUUGCUCCUUCUGUCCCAUUGAGUUAAUUAAAAUUUCCUGAAUAGAGAGCUAGAUGGCCUGGUUGUGUGAACAGCACGACCUUUUUCUGUUAAGAGUUGGUCCAUGAGGAAACGGGACACAGAAAGCGGAAGUCGUGUCAGCAAGGGGAUGUUAUGGGAAGUUUGCCUGGAGUGGCCAUAGGGUGGUCACUUUGCCCUUUUCAGAUACGCAUUUGUUUUAAGUCCCUUGCUCAUGGAAUACAUUUGUAAGACGUAAUUGAAGGAACUAUUUUGAUGUGAAAAGGCAGAAUAGGUGAGAUAGAUUUGAAAGAUAAAAUCUGUGAACUCCUUGGUCCAUCUUUUGCGUUUGAAUUUUUCAUGUUUACAGUAGUGAUUCUUUGGUAAGAUUUGUAAAAUGUUGAAGAUGCUUGUAGAAUCAGUGUACCAGUUGUGAAGUGAUGUGUAAUAUCUGAAGGAUACACAUUUUAAAGUUUGUUUCAACGCAGAAUGUGGAAAUUAGACAAAUUGUACCUAUAUUUGGUACUUUUAAAAUAAUUUAAGUACUUAAGUUUAAGUAAAUUUGGAAAUAGGUUGGGGAAAUUCUUUUAAAGCACCAGAAUUUUAGGGUUACAAGUCACAUUGGGUAGUUUAGUUAGUUGGUAACUAUACGAGUAUGUGACGUUUCUUCUUGCCUCUCCCUCCAACUUCCCCCAGAAGGGCGGAGCUAGAUUUUAAAGGCAUCUUUACUUUUGCUGUGAAGUUUCAUUAUCCCUUAAUACCAUUGACUAUUUAUACCUGAAUCCAGUCUAAUUUACACAUAUAUAUUUUAAAAGACAAGUAGAGCAUAUGUAUUGAUGAUGUGGUACAACAAUCCAUUCGUCAGGGAGCAUUUCAUCUUCCUUCUUUCCUAAUAGGUAAAAAUUUGAUGUAUUUUCCUACUUCCUGUAUGUAUGUUCACACCGUGCUAGUUACAACCAGACCCUUCCUUUGAAAGCUUUUCUUUCUGUGCUUUUUAAAAGAAUGAUGGUGAUCAUCAGGCAUUAUGCAGAUACCACGCGCCUGAACCAAUGGGGGAAAAUGUCACAUGCUUGUGUGAAAUCAUGAUAUGCCCUGUUUUGUAUUUAUUGAAGUUUUUUUGGGGGGCCAAAAUAUGUUUGUAAUAUAUUUACUUUUUUUUAAAGAAUCAUGUUUAUUAAUUGGAAGAUUUAUUUUUAAUAGCUUUGUCUUUUUUGCAGAUUGAGAAAUUUCUAAAUUAUAAAUUAUGUCACAAAGCAAAAUUAUAUUUGGUAUCACCAUAAAUUUCUAUUCUGAGUGGUGAGAGCAGAUAAUUUGAAUAAUUCUCACCUGUGAACCUAUGUCAGUAAGCUUUUUUACUUUAGUGCACUGUAACAAAAUGAUGAUGAGUAGUUACCUCUGCUCAAAAGUGUCAUUUAGUUUGCUAAGCUGUUUUCACAUCCCAUUAUAACCAUCACUAGAUAACCACACUCCUGGCAGUUUUGUUUGGUCUCUGUUGUGUACUAAUGAAAGGUUGUAGCAGAGCAGCACAGGGCCUUUCUUAUCUGUCUUUUGACAACGAAGGAAGUCGUGGUAGUUGAUUUGAACUUUUUCUGGCUAUUUGUUUCUUGUGUUAGCUGCUUAAAGUUUUUCAGCCGUCAGAACUGAGUUUGCAGUAAGUUGCACUUGUAUUGUUUGCAAUGUUCUGUUUUAUGUGCAUUUAAAAGCCCUUCUUUGCUUUCUAGCAAGGAGGCAUGAAACGAUCGGGAAUGUUGCCAGUUACAGCUUCACACCAAAAACAUUCAGUACGUUCACUUUGUUUAGAUGCCCCUGAUGGUAGCCGAAAAAAGGGCACUUUUAGAAAGUACCAGUGUAGGGUUGAAUAAUUAACAGAAACACUUCCCCUCUUUUCAUCUACUUCAAAAUAAAUAUCCAAGCUUUCGCUUCGCUUUGCUCAUACUGUUUUCUGUGAAUCCCUUGUUAGAAGAGAGAAGAACAUCUGUAAGCCCAGAGAGACCUGUUACGUUUUUCUGUUACUUACUGGAGCAGUUCUAGCCUGUUAGUAGUAGGUUUGCUAUAGGUAUAUAAAGAAUGAAGUAUCUUUUACUCCAAAAUGAUAAAAAUUGAUGUCUCUUAAAAUAGCACUUGUGUUAUCAUAAGGCAAUACUGGAAUCAGAAACAUCUUAUGUAAGUUCCUAAUUAGGUAGAAAAUAGCUCUUACUCUAGUGUUUAACACACAAGGAAUAGUGGCAAAAAAGUUUCACUGUUUCUGCAGUUCUUGGGGACCAUUCGUAAAGGCCAGUUAGAGUAUGUACUGUGACUGAAGUUUCAAAUUUGCUGCAGUUAAUGAUGCAUUCUGUUCUCUGAGGACCUGUUGUUAUUCACUGACUGUGAUUUCUAGCAUCUGAUGAAAAGAUGGGCUUUCUCUCCUUUAACUGUUAAUAUCAUUUUUAAAAAAGCACAUGAGGCAUUGUUUUUUGCUCUGUCAAAAUGGCUUAGCAGUUUUCACACCUGGGUAGGUUAUGUAGCUAGUAAACAGUUCAGGAUAGUAAAUAGCAAUUACAUUUAACCCACCAAGUUACAGACUAUGCAAUAAAAAAAUUUUUCUACUUAUUGUCGCAUAGCUUAUACAGCAAAAGGAUUAUUUUCUCUAGUAGACCUACCGUGUGCGAUACACCUGCUUUAUUAAUGACUUCCUGAGCAAUUUAAUGUUGGCAGGCAGUGUGGUAUGUCUAGUGUCCCUCUAUGGAAAGAUUAUAAUUUCAUGAGAAGCAAAUAGUAGGUAUGGAGAACAAGUUGGAAAGUGAUUAUUUUAAAUUUUAUUUUUCUUAAAAUUUGGUAUUACCACCUUUUGUGGUUUAAGGCUAAAGAAAGCUAAUACUUUAUUUUUGCCAAAUAACUAUUUAUAAGAUGUACUUCUGAGUAGUCUCUCAGCUCGAGGCUAACUCACUCUCUGUAACUAACACUAAAGCUCUCCCUGGUUAGUGCUCAUCCCUAGUUCCUGGUCCCAGUUUGCAGUGUCUGCCACACACAUGGUGUCCUGUGCAUAGAGUUUCCUUUCACAGGAAAGAAGUUAGGUUUCGGUGGACCUAUAGCUCAUACUGUUGGUAAUUUGCUUCAGAAUAUGAGACCGCAUUGGCAGCCCUUUAAUGUCAGCUCAUUGGUCCUGGCCUGCAGUCCUUUCUGUGCCUUGCGUCGGGUACUGGGGACACUGUAGGCUUCAGCAGCAGUGCUUCCACUCAGCAGUAGUGCUCCUCUCCAGCUUAGUGGAAAGGUUGCUGUGGAUUGGUAUUACAAAAACAUGAGGUAUUAACACUAAAGUAAUUACUUAAUAGGUUUGAAGUUUAUUACAGUUGUUUUGGGUGUAUACUUUUCAGUUACUUCAUCCUUUCUUUUUAGCCUUCUUUUAAACUUCUAAAUUCUGUUCAAGUACAUACUAAACAAUCUAAUAGAAUGAUCUACUAAAUGAUCAACAGAACUUUCCAGUUUAGUGAGGCAAUUUAGAGGAUUCCUUGAAAGAAAUUCCCUCAUACUGAACAAUCUUCAUUUAUUACCUUUCUUUACCAAUACCUGAUUGUACUAAGGGUUUUUUCCUAACAAAAUAUAUAUUUUGUUGGUUAUCUAUCGAUACAUAGAUCUAUGUGUAUUAAAUACAUGUAGUAAUACACAUAGUUUUUUUUCCCAUUUUAAUAAAUUGAAAAUAACUAAAUCUUCAUUGGCAUUCCUUAGAAAAGUAAAACAGUGUAAUGAUUUCUUAAUAUCUUGGCUUUUGUAAACUUUCCUGUAUCAUAUUCCAAAGGGAACCAAAAUCAUAUUUAGUAGAUUAAAGCAACAUUUUUGUUUUAUUUUGUUUUUAAAAAGAGGAAAGGUUUAUUUAUCUCACAGUUCGUUGAGGUUUCCACCAAUAAUCGGCUGGCUUAAAGCAACAUUUUAAAUGCUGUCUUUCAAAAGAUUUGAAAUAAAAUAUCAGUGAAGAACAUAUACAGAAGGGCUGGGGCUACAGCUCAGCCGCACAGCGCUUGCCUAGUAAGCAUAAGGUCCAGAGUUCAAUUCCCAGUACCAAAAAAAUAAAGAACAUAUACACAUAUUGGUUACCCCUUUCCCCCUGGCCAGUGAGUUAGGAAACACAAAUACUUAUAUGUCAUCUAAUUACCAGUAUCAGUAGUGCUACAAUUAUGGGUCAGACUUAGGGAGCCUAUCCCUUUUUUGUUUCAGCCCUUAUUUUUUGUUAGCUUUUCUUUUCUUUUCUUUUCUUUUUUCUUCUCUUCUCUUUUCUUUUCUUUUCUUUUGUCUUCUCUUCUCUUCUAGCUUUUUGCACUGUAACAUAGAGCUAAUCAAAAGUUGGAGCAUUUUAGAAAGAGUCAGUUUUGUCUGAUUUUCUUUACUUUGUGCUCCCUAGUUGGUAAUGUUUGGAGAGUUGAAGAGCAGAGUUUGGGUGACCUAAAAUUUUUUCUGAAAAACAGUCGUGUAAGAAGAAAGAUCUGUUGAGCUCUGAAUGGGCUGCAUUGGGCAGCACGGCUUUCCUUCCCCUUCUGCCUACUCACUUCUGCCCACCCUGAGGACUGAGGGAUGCUGUGUGAUCUUGGGCGAAGAGAGGUAGAACCCUCUUAUUUCAUUUGUCUUUCAUUGUUGUUUUUGUUUGUUUGUUUAAGCUGGGGACCACUGAAGUACGCUCUCUAUGCACCCAAAGUUCCCCAUGGACAGCGUUUCAGCGUGCAGGGCAGACACCGCCAGUGCAGCUCAGUGCCACACCGUUGCUUUCACUGGGGAGUAGACUGGUUUGCCCUGAAAUGACUCCAACCUGUGUCCUUAAAGUUGGCUCUGACCGAUUAGUGCUGCCAUGAUGGAAAAUUUAACAUGUGGUGACAUUGUUUUCAUUUGUUUGGAAGGGUUGAAUCAGUUCCUCUCAACAGUGACAGUUCUUUUCACUGUAUAGUAUUGAGUAUGUCUCAGGGAUUCCUUGCGGAAAUUAGGGCAGUUUUUAAAAUAAGAAAAUAGUUUUAAGAGAAACUAAAGGUGACUCACCAUUGAAGAGAGCGCAAGAAAGAAAACACUUUGUUUCAUAGCCCACGGUGUCUUGCCUAGGACCUUUUCCUUUCUGCUUCAGGCUCUCAUCUCAGCUUCAGCGUAUGUAGACAGACUCCUUUCCCGUCACACACAGCUUUAAAACUUUUAUUUAAAAAUUUCCUUCCCCAGUGAGCUUUCAGAAUACUUAUUGUAGAUUUUAAGAGAAAAGGUAUAUUAAUUUAUGCUAUUAACAUCACCUCAUAAAUUAUAAGUUUUAUACUAAAGCUGUAUUGAGUGUAAUGAAUUAUGUUGCUAUGUGUUUAAUAGCUAAAAAAUUAUAUAUGAGCUUUUUUUUUGGCAAAACAAACUAGUGAAGCACCUUUUUACACUGGAUCUCUGCCGUGUCAAGGUGUAUAGCUAUCCUUUGCUACCUUGCAGAUAUAUAAAACAAAAGGAUAUCCUGGGGCAUCAAAAUGUAGAACACCUUUAGACCAUUUAUUAUUGUUCAUAGAACUGUUGAGAAUCAUGUUCUUUAGUGAAUGAUCUGUGGUUUACACUUAAGAUGGCUAGAAGCUUAGUUACAGGGUAAAUAGAAAUACAUAGAUCAAGUAAAACUCCAACUACUGUAGCUGGAAUUUAUAAACUAAGUUUUAAGACCUCUUUUAUUUCCUAUGGAUUUGUUCUUUAAUUUAUAGUUUAUUCUGUAAGUUGGGAAGUAAAAAUAGAGAAAAUAAUAGAUGUUCUCAGUAUCUUAUUCAGGAAUUUUUUUAUCCCUCCUCACAAAGGAAUUCCCACUGUGACUUUAAAACAAAAUUAAGUUUCUUGUGUGCAUGUUUAUGUCUGUGUUUUUUACACACAUGCAAAAAUAUACAUUGGGGGCACAUGUGAGAGAGAUGACUGUGUACUUACAUAAAAAUACAGAAAGAUAACCGAAUGUAUUGUAGAACUAUGGCUCAUGCAGUUGAGGGUAUAAGAGUUACUGUCUCAUUGUGUGUUGCAUGAAUACACCAAAUUCUUCGUUUUGUUAUGUUAAAAGGCUAGCUCUGAUAUCAUGUGCAUUUUAUUUUAACCUUUGAAUUAACCUGUGUUUUUAAAGUGACAUGAAAAACAGCAGAUUCUAAGACCAACCUCUCACUUUUGAACACAAAAAUCAAGAGAGGGAAAGACAGACAGAUCCAGACAGGAGCUUUAUUUAUUGGGGUCAUGGGACCAGAGAUCUGUUGAGCUUUCUUAAUUGUAGAUUUUUUUUUUUUAUUCUGAGUUAUAAGAUGUGGUUGAUUAUCUUUUCUUGGUGAAGUUAGAAAUUAUGGGCCUUUAUAAAUUAUUUAAAGGGGCUGCUUUGUUUCAGGAGUUGGUGGGAUUGUUUCACCACACAUAUUUCAAAGGUAGGAUGAUUUCAGCUCUUUCUAAAACUUUUUUAAAAAUUAUAUUCAGUUUUGCCCUUAGUGAUAAAGUUAGAGUGCUCCUGAGCUCAUCUUUUGGAAAAAUUAUGCUACCCUUGACUUUUACUGAUUCAUGUGGAAUUUUUUAAAAAUACAUUUCUAUAUUUUGAGUUUUAAGUUAUUAUUUUGCUAUACAUUCUUUACUAGAGUAUCUUGUGGUAUAAAAUAUUCAAAACUACAGUUAAGUACUCCAGUCACAUUUUUUAGUAUUUUAAAAUGUACUUGGAAAUAUUUCAAAAUGAACUUCUGAUAAUACGUCUGAAUUGAUAGUUGUUUUUGAGGCCUCCUUCAUCUGAGAAGACCUAGGAAAGCUUUAUGUGUUUUUCCUUACAGUUGUAUUUUUAUAGCAUCUCUCAGUUUCAUUCAUCCUUGCUUUUGGAUUUUAAAAAAUUGCAUAUUCCUUGUAUAUAUGCAUGCAAAUGAAAGAAGGGAGUUUGUAUUGGUGCCAUUUCUCCCUUCAGUUGCUGGUUAAUGGGAUUUGUUACAAUAAAUUCCCUUUGAUUGCAGGGUGAAAACAGACCCUUCUGUGUAUAUCUGUACAGAGAUGUGUAUAUGGGAUGUGGUGGCACUUUGCUGAAUGUGAACUUGCCUUGUCAUUGGAAAGAUUGAAAAGUUUUAUGUUUAUUUAUACAUUUGUAUAAAUCUAUAUAUACACGUAUGUAUAUGUGUGUGUAUAGAUAAAGCUAUAUACAUAUAUUUCCCUAAAAAUGUGUGUGUGUAAUAGGUAAACAGCCUUUUAUCUGUGGAAAAUUCUGGGUUAUUCUCUAAGCCAGAGCGGGGGAUGGUCUACAGUAUCAGAGCAUGCUAAGGUGGAAGUCCGUUGGAUCAGUCUUCUUCAUGGCUCUCAUGAGUGAGUACCUGUCCUAACUGUUCCUACUCACAGGGCCCACCGUUCUCUUCACCAGCUUCCAGUCAGUCUCUCAUCACUUCGGGAAAAUACCACAAAUGACUGUUUUCCCUCCUUAAUUAACCUUCACCUUUCUAGCUAGAAGCAUUGGGCUUAAACAGACUUCAUGAGCUUCUAAACUGUUUCUUUUAAGAUCUUUAUCUCUGAAAUUUUCUGAAAAGGUACAAUUUGUAGAAUACCAUAGAUUUUCUGUGGUAAUCUUAAGAAUUCGGUAGUCAUAUUCAUCUCAAAAACAAACAUAGAGCCAAUAUUCAAACCAAACUAAUUUUGAAAGUUUUACCUAGAUAAUUUUGGGGAUAUUUUACUUGAAAAAAAAACCUCUUAGGAUUUUAUGAUUAAUAUUACUUAUAGUGUUAGGUUUAUUUACACAUUUGUCAUUGAAUUGUCAUUUAAGGAAUUUGUUUUAUGUUUUAGUUUAAUCUUAAAUUUACCAUUUGCCUUUUAAUGGAAGCAUACAAAGUCCCAUAUAAGCCUCUUGAGUUCUGUAACUACUUUUAUGAUGAAACUGCUUUAAUGAAUUCUCGCAUAAUGAAUUCUGCUAUAUUUCCUUUUGCUUUUUUCUUGCAAUUGUGACAUUGUUUUGACUUUGCUGCAGCUCUCUAGAAAACUUGCAUCCCUAUAUAUUGUGCCUUUAAAGCUCUUAUGCACACACAGAAGUGUAUAUAUACAUGUCAGAGCAUGUGUACAUAUACUUUCAUGUCACUCACACAGUAUGUCUCUAAUAUGUAUUGUGGGAGUGGACAUAGAUAUUCAAAGGCAAUGAAACGUUGCGUUCUAGAUAUAUAUGUAUAUAAAUAAUGUUGAUAGAACUGUAUAUACACAUGUACAUGUAUGAGUUUUAAAUGGCAAUCCUUUACAUUUAGCAAAAUGCUACCCCUACUGGAAUAUCAUCACUGCAAUGGCAGUUGUAUGUAAUGAUUUAAAAUACAUUAUCAAAAAUUAUUUAAAGAACAUUUAAAGUCUCAUCCAAAAUAUUAUUUAUUUAUCUUCCUUUUCCUUUUAUUAUGUUUCUUUUACUGAAAGGGAGACUGUCAUUUCUAAAAAUGCCACCUGUCCAAUGAGAGACAAAAGAACUUGGCUCAUUUUUUCUCUCUCUGAAUGGAGAUGUACGACAGCCAAGCCUGUUUAUUUCAAUUAUGAAGUGAUCCUAAUAUUUCCAUUAGUGUGUGUAAUCCGCCAUGUCCUAGAUCAACUGAAUUCACCAAUUUGCCUCUUCCGUUCAUUAAUAAAUAACGAUCAGCGAGAUCAUUUUGCCAGGGGAGGGGGUUAACUACUCUCUUGCUGCAGGGUAAUAUAUCACCUAAUUGUUAUUCUGCUUUGUUCAGAAUUCAACUUUGAAAGAAGACGGCUCUUUUCUGAAACUGUCUUACACACAUUUUUGCAUUUAUUUAGUUAUAGGUCUUCCUAAUCUUUUUAUUUUUUUAACUCUUAGGUUGCAUGUACUUGAUGUAGACGUAAUUCUUAUUCCCCACAACUUCCGGUAUUUUUCGUUUGUGUAUCAGUUUGACACACUGAAUGCAAGAGUGUUAAGAAUAUACUGUUAACUAUUAUUUUAUAUUGUGAUGAGUUGGCAGCAGAUUACAUCUCAAGAACUUGCAGAGAGGAGAAGGUAGCUGGACAAUCCUAAGCAGCAAGAUGCUAGGGGGCUGGGAUGUGGAGUAAGGGUACCCCUGAAGACCAUAAUAGAGAGGUUGAGGAUUGAAUGAUUUUAGAGUAGUUUAGCUGGAACUUGAUAUCAGAAGCAGCCUUUAACAAAAAAAGCCUCCUGGCAGUUGUGUGGUACUAACUAGAGUAAUGAAGUGUGUAAGUUGAAACCAAGUUGCAGUGGGAAAUCAAAGGUGAGGUAGCUUAUUUAAAAUCAGUAAAUGACAGGUUGGACAGUUUUAAAAUCUCUUCUAACAAAGUAACUGCACGGUAGCAAGGACUAGCAGUUCUCAAAGCCCCUUUUCAGUGUUUCUCAUUCACCUUGGCACACAAGUAUGUUUAAUAUGCCAUACAUUGAAAAUACAUAGAAAAUGAAAAAGCUGCUUAAAGGGAACUUACAAACCGAGACCCUUCUCUUUGAUGUUAACAGUAGCUGCAAGCUUAGUUAAAUGCACAAAAACUAGAAGCCACUUUUUUUUUCCACUUUUGGUCUGCAUAGAAAGCAAAAGACGAGGAGGUGGGCAGCCUUCAGUAGGAGCCCCCAUAUCUGAUGGAAAGUUGUAUCUAUGGCAUUGGAUGUGGUAUUGCUGGUAGAGAAGACAUUGUGGGAGAUGAGGGGCUUUUGGUUUGUAAUUUCCCUUUAAACAAGAAGAGAUGGCUCACAUUUUCCAUAUAUAUCUCAAUGAAUGUACUGUAUUACUGUUUUAAAAUUUGAUGAAAUAAUAAUGGAUUGGUCUCCUUUUGUUAUCUGGUCCUUGUUUAAUUUGUUUAAGGGUUUUUGUAUACAAAAGUUUACAUUUUUAUGUAUAUUUUUCUUGUGUAAAAACUGAUGUAAUAUGUGUAUAAAACACUGUAUGUAUUAUCUGUAUAUAGUGUGACAAAAUGAUUUUUCUUUCUUUCUUUUGGAUGUAUUAAUAAAUCUUGCUGUGAAGUA